Molecule: messenger RNA, 992 nt
Organism: Hippopotamus amphibius kiboko
Lineage: Eukaryota; Metazoa; Chordata; Mammalia; Artiodactyla; Hippopotamidae
Product: collagen alpha-1(XI) chain-like
Exons: 5
Coding region: 1-951 (316 amino acids)
Source: RefSeq, a predicted model, not a curated record
AUGCGUGGAACGUGGGGUCGAGGCUGCGGCGGGGGCCGGCCCGCGCUUGGGGCCUCCCCGGCCCUGGCCUUGCUGGGGAGAGCUCUUCCAGACCCACGGCCUCCUGGGUCCGCCCAGCUCCUCUCUGCCUGGGGCCAGUGGGGGACGCCGGGCGCGGAGCCCACGGGGCACGGCCCGCAGGGUCGACACAGCAAGCGCCUCAAAUCCCGGGGCUUCGAAGGCCCUGGCGGUGAGCUCGCCCGCGUGACGGUCUGCUCCUUGGCGGCCUGGCGCACGCGCAUCCAGGCAGGAGGCACGGGUCCCACGGGGGCGGGAAGUGGCUGGGCCUGCUCCGGGCCUCCUGCCCCAACACGAGGCAGCGGGAACCCCAUCCCCGCCGCUGGGCCCUCACCCCAGGGCCCGUCUCCUGGGUGCCGUCGUGCCCCUCUGCAAAUCCCAGAGCCAAGGCAGCCUGAGGGCCCUUACCCCUCCCAGCCCGAAUCUGCACACCUCCUGGGAUGGAGCGCUCACUACCUCACAGGCCGACCGCUCGGAUACCGUGGGGCUGCCGUGAGGGAGGCCCCGCGCUGUCUGCUGGGUCUCGAGCUGAGCAGCUGGUUCCAGGGCCGCUACCAGCUGCCAAGGCCAGGUGGGCACAUCUCUCGCAGGGCCAGCAGUGAACCCACUACAACACCCCGCAGACUCCAGUACUCACAGACGCACACCGGCGAAGAGUCCAGAAGUCCACCAGGUCCCUUAGCAGGCAAGCGCCAGGAUCAGGCACUGGUGGUGGGGGGACAAGCCCUUGCAGACUCGCGGGGAUGCAGAGACCCCCAGGCACAGCCUGCCGGGACCGUGCACGGCUGCUGUGUGUCCUUGGGUAAGUUGCUGACCCUCUCUGCACUUCCGUUUCCUCACCAUACGCAGCUGACAGCUGGACCCUCUGCCACUGGGUUGCCCAGAAGGUCGUAGGCCCCGCAGAGCGUUUGGCAGAGGGUCCGGGCCUUUCAGAG